AUGUCGGAUUCUGGCAAACAAGAAGAGAAGCCUUUGGGCCAGCACGAGAUCGAGAUUGACCAUGACCGCGAGCACGAGGAGCCCGAGGAGCAACAGGAGCCCGGAACCGAAAUGUCAGCGAACGAGGAGGAAGAAAUCACUGCUAUGAAGCGCCGUGUGGCAGAGAUGGAAGAGGAGGCCAAGAAGCUUCGCGAAAUGCAGGCGACUCUAGAGCAGCAGUCUGCGGACCUUGCGGAUGACAAGGAGUCUAUCGAUGCGCGCAGCAUCUUUGUCGGCAAUGUCGACUACUCCGCCUCUCCUGAGGAUAUCCAAGGUCAUUUCCAAAGCUGCGGCUCUAUCAACCGAGUCACCAUUCUUCUUGACAAGUUUACGGGACAACCAAAGGGUUACGCCUACGUCGAGUUCACUGAGCCCAGCCUUGUUGCGCAGGCUCUUGUUCUUAACGAGAGCUUGUUCAAGGGUCGUAACAUCAAGGUCACUCCUAAGCGCACCAAUGUACCUGGCAUGAGCCGCGGUCGUGGUCGCGGUGGGUUCCGCGGUGGCCGAGGCGGCUUCGGUGGCCGAGGCAGCUUCCCUCGAGGAGGUGGUUAUCGCGGUGGCUACCGUGGUCGUGGACGAGGCUUUGCCCCCUACUAG
This is a messenger RNA of Fusarium coffeatum, 636 nucleotides long. RefSeq lists its product as uncharacterized. The transcript has 3 exons. NCBI's taxonomy places the organism in Eukaryota, Fungi, Ascomycota, Sordariomycetes, Hypocreales, Nectriaceae. Gene Ontology annotation, molecular function: RNA binding. The record is from RefSeq and is a predicted model, not a curated record. The coding region runs from base 1 to 636 and encodes 211 amino acids.